Molecule: messenger RNA, 1305 nt
Organism: Bolinopsis microptera
Lineage: Eukaryota; Metazoa; Ctenophora; Tentaculata; Lobata; Bolinopsidae
Exons: 5
Coding region: 372-905 (177 amino acids)
Source: RefSeq, a predicted model, not a curated record
GCUUAGAGGGGAGCUCUACGCUUCACUGGCCAUGCAAAGCAGGGAGAGUGACGGAGGCGGAGGCACUGCUGGCUGCUGGAACGGACAUUAACAAGCUGGACAGAACGCAGUUUAACCCUUUCAUGGACGCGAUCAACUCAGGACAGGUCGACUGUGCUAGAUGGCUGCUGAGGCAAGACGGUUUAAAGCUUCAGCCCGAGAUAUGGUCGUUUUGUAGGGAGAGGGUGCUAGAGUCAUUGCUAACAGCUUAACAGAAGGUAAAAUCCUGAACUUUUGUUCAUUGAUUAAAAAUCACCAUUCAGACAUACAAUCGUUCAGAUGUAAAAAUUAUUUAUUCACUAUUUUGGAUUACAUUUAGUUACAGGACUAACAUGCGACAUCCGUCGUUGACCUUUGUCUUUAUUUCAGCAAGGUACGGAGAGCGAUCCAUGGCUGUCCCGAUAGACCCACUCAGACUCCUGCCGGAAGAUACUCCUCCGGUUGAUCCAGAUGAGACAGUUCUAGCAGAUGAUCAGUUACAGACUGAAGAACAUAUCCCACAGAUCAAUGCGUCAACAUCUGCAAAUGAAGCUGAUAUCAGAAUCGACAUGAUGAUGGUACUACACGAGAUGCUCAUGGAAAAGGUCUCCGUUUGCUUUCCUCCUCCCACGAGCAGUACAAAGUGUGGGUUCAACUUUAAUCUGAUAGAAGAUAUCGUAUGCGGAACCCAAGCCCGGCCAUGUCUGUACAUAAUAACGAAAGAAACCGGUUAUGCUGCGAGGGCGUUUACCUCGAUAGAUGUUGAAAAUGCCCACAGCAUUAUAAAUCAUUUGGACCGCCGAGGGGUCCAAAACUCCUCAAUCGAAGAGCUUAGUAGACAUGCCAGCAACCUACAGAGACUUCAAAUUCUCAGGAAACCUCUCUAGGACGGAAGCUUUAUACUCCGACAUCCACAAUUUACCACGCCCCUGAGAUCGACAAAGGUCUUUCUGAUAGAUUGACUUCCAGCCAAUUCGAUCUAUCGAAGCCGAGUGGGAAGAACAAAGAACUGAAACCCCAUGGUCGCAACGAUGCUCCUCGCGGACAAGGGAGAGUUAGGGCCAUCGGUGGUCACAAGACUGGAUAAUAUUUAUUUUUUAAGCGUUGAGGUUGUCACGAAAGCGUACUGUAACGGGACUAUCAGAUUUGAGUGAUUUGAUUUUGUGAUUUGCAGUUCACGUGAUUUUAUUGUGAUUUUAGACUGUAAAAACUAUAAAGGUUCAAGUUGAACUAUCGUCGCCAUGAUUAUGUAUUUUGGAACUGUUCACGUUGAAAUUGCUUCGUUAA